This is a messenger RNA of Colletotrichum godetiae, 1972 nucleotides long. RefSeq lists its product as uncharacterized. NCBI's taxonomy places the organism in Eukaryota, Fungi, Ascomycota, Sordariomycetes, Glomerellales, Glomerellaceae. The record is from RefSeq and is a predicted model, not a curated record. The transcript is spliced from 9 exons. Bases 1 to 1770 code for a protein of 589 amino acids.
AUGCAUGUGGUCGCCCCCAACAGCUCUAGAAGGAUCAUUGCUUGUAUUGAUGGAACCUGGAAUAACGAGGAUGGGCGAGAAGGCAUCGGUGUCGAUAAAACUCCUUUGGAGGCAUGGAAUGAGGGUAUCACUGGAGCGGGAUAUGCGGCCAGAGUUGUUGCCGACCUUCUUCACAGACUUACCCUCAAACAAGUCCCUGAAGACAAGGCAAAAGAUAUGGAAUUAUGGAGUAGCAUUAAGCGCUUGGCUAGGCUGAGUCUCAAUGAAGGAGAUGUGCGCCGUGGACAGGAAUAUCGAUUUUGUCUUGAGAACACACGAGAUCCCCCAAAGAUCAAAUUUCUGGUGCUAUUUGACACAGUCAAAAUGGUGCUCACUAAAGACCCAUUCAACGAGACCGUCGGAACGGACGUCAGCUUUGUUGAGGAUGUCCGGCACGCACUUGCACUCAAUGAGGAGCGUAGAGCUUUGCCUUUACUACCCAUUGGAUUGAGUGAAGACGGGCAUGUUAAGGGCUCAUAUUUGCAAGCCUGGUUCGUUGGAGCCCAUGCGGACAUGGGCGGAGGGGCCGAACGCGACGGCCUCUCCCUUUACCCUUUGCAGUGGAUGUUCAUCGAGAGCAAAAGCCGUGGUUUGGUGCCCUAUCAUGAGCCCCCGAACCGAAUCAAGGGCCUAAUUGAAAGUCCACUGGACCUGGCCUUUCCAGAAUCUUCUCCCCUUCUUGCUCUUCUAGAAGCUCGAGCGCCUGUUGCCGACACAGGCUUCAUCGAGCAAAACUUGUGGACGUUCAGGUACUCGAGUAGGGCCGAAAUCAUCAUAAGCACCUCACAUUGGGUCAACAUCAAUUCGGGCGCCUUGGCCGGCUUGAAGCUAGCCAAGCGGCAAAUCUUCGAUGCCGAGGGCUUCGGCAUUCUUCAAGGGUACAAUACGAACUGGAUGCAGAAGGCCUUCAAGGGUAUACAAGGUUAUCUGAUUGAGUUCCGGAAGUGCUCCAGCCUAAUGCCCAUGUCCAAUGGGGUGGGCAAAUCUACACUGUUGAACCGUGUUUUGGGUAUUCCAACGACGGAAGUGAACGCGGUGCAGCGGGGCAAGCACGAUAUAACAAAGGCAUUCGGAUCAGAUCAACAUCCGGGUAUUAUUUUUCAUGAUUCCGAGGUCUUAAACGGGAAACACCAGGGAAGUCUCGGCAUUCAAGAAAUUUCUUCAGGCUCGGACAGACACCAAUCGGCCAGUUCAAUCGGCCCUAGCAAAUGUCUCGAGACAGGCAUCGAGUCUACAAAUUCCACGGCAACCCUUACCAAGGUGCUCUGCCGCGAAAUCGCGCAAGGCUCCUUCGGCCUUCCAGAAACCAAUGUCGCCGAGAUUGAUAAGAUCCACAGAGACGUUGUGUGGAUGAACCUUGCACCUUUCAUAGCCCAGAACGUCAGCCAGUCUGACCUAAUUCGUAAAGGCGCCGUGUAUCUGACCAUGUCUACUGAUAUUGGUGGUAUAUCGCUCGACGCUGGGGCAAUGCUGCUCGAGGCGCCAGCAGCCGCCCGGAUGAUCUUUAAAUGCGCAUGCGACCUCAUCCUCAUCUUGGAAAAUGCUUACCGAUACUAUGGCAAAACUGUGGGCUGUGGGAAGAUUAAGCAUGUGGCCAAAGCUUACAUCAAGAGUAAAGUCUUGAUCUUGAAGGACGACGUUCGAGUCACGCGAACGAGAAGGAGAGCAGUCCAUGGAGAUAUCAACGAAUUGAUACCGACAACGUCAAAGCGAGGCGAAGGAGAGUUCUAAGCUACAUCGCUUGCGGACUAUCGAACUGGUAUCAAGGAUAUUGUCUUGAAAUACAGGUCGGAAAAAAAUUGUGCGCGGCUGUUGGUUCGGACAACGAUGCUAGCCAAUGGGUUAGCCUAGAAAUUCCCGAGGAUGAGGAUGAUCUUAGAGAGUUUGGGAACGAUCUAUAAGAAAUGAGAAUGUCCAAGGAUAGCUAUGGGAG